GUGAUGUACUUGGAAGUUCUGUUAUAAUUUCAAUGUUAGACUUACUUGCUGAUUGUACAACGAAGUUUGUUUUACAAGUGGAAUGAAUCAUGGCUAUUAGUGUUGCAGUUAUCCAAUACUUAUUUCUAUUUGCAAUUAUUUGUGCUGUUCUUCGUGGUUUUGGAGAUAGUUUGAAGGGAACUGUGACAAUAUUUUACCUGGACAAAAAUAUUAAGAAGAAGGCAGUAUAUAGUUCUCCAAACAAGGAUCACAAUACUGCUAGCCGAAGAAAAGAACUGCAUCGAGAAACAUCAAGAUCAGUGCGAGAAGAAGAACCAAAAGUUUUGAAGAGGACUUUACAGUGUUGUGCGCUAAAUGGUGGAGUAUUCUGGUGCAGCCUCUUGGUCUUUGAGUGUGGUCUCCUACCGCUGUUGAAGUAUCUCCUUACAAUCUUGUUUGGCCACUCUUCAAGUACAGGAAAAUCACUUUGGUCAUGGAUGAAACUUUUCCUGUCUUGGACAUUUGGUGCCUUUUGGGUGCUUCCAUUGUUUCUGCUUAGCAAAAUUGUGAAUAGCCUGUGGUUCCAGGACAUUGCUGAUUCAGCAUACCGAUACAGCAGAGGCAGGCCACAGCUUCUGUCGAGUUUCAGCAAGCUGAUAGCAGACACACUGUUUAGUGUCUUGGUUCAGGCUUUGUUCCUUGUGCAGAGUACACUCGUUAGUAUGGUGCCUAUUGUGUUUCUUGGAGAUGCGCUGUGCCUUGUGCACAUGUGUUUGCUCUACUCUUUAUACUCCUUUGAGUACAAAUGGUUCAACAUGGGAUGGGAACUGCACAGGCGGCUGACAUUCAUUGAAAGCAAUUGGCCAUACUUCAUAGGUUUUGGAUUGCCUUUAGCUGUUCUGACAGCUCUUCCCAGUUCAUUUUUCAACAGUGGGUGUGUAUUUUCCAUUCUAUUUCCAUUGUUCAUAAUAAGUGGAAAUGAGGCUGAUCCUGUGACUGGAGUCUGUGACUACCCUCUGCAGUUGUUUUCACCUGUUAUUGCAAUUUCAAAUGCACUUUUUAAUCGGACAAUCAGGCCAAGAACAAUAGAACCCUCUAAUGUGCGCAGGUGAUGACUGUAUAUUGCGCAAUACUCGGAGAAUGUGACUUUGGAAGAAAACUUUGUAACACAGGGACUGUGUGUUUGAAUUAAUUUCUAUGUGAAAAGUUUAAAUGUAGUUUUGAAACUACAUGCCAUGAACAGAAUGUAAUGGUUGAGUUAGUGAUAAACACAAUUUUACAGUUCCACAGCCUGUGCAGAGCAGUGAUUGCCCCAUCUGUGUAGUUGUGUUCUAGUAUGUGACACAUCUUGAAGACAGUCAUCAAUUAAUGAUUUUAUUCUUGAUUAUAAAACAGCCAUUUUUUUAUAAUUUUGUAAUCUCCCAUCACUGUUGUGGGUGUAUGUGGAUAAACUUCAUUUGUACCUAAUGAAAACAAUGAAAAACAUUUCCAGCUAUAGUUAAUAUGAAAAUAUGGCAGACACAUACAUACUAGUAAUUUGCUAUUAUUACUUAUUAAUGAAGUAUGGGGUUUACAAGAAGCCCAUAAUCUAAUCACAAGUUCCUAAAUGUUGUAAAUGUAAAUCUAGGUAUAUAAGAAACAUUUUAAUACCAGCAGUUGGGCUUUCAAACUUGUUUGAUUAUCAUUCACAAGUAAUAAUUAUAUCCAUGCUGCCUUAUAAGUUGUAGCAAUAAGUGAAAAACACUUUUCUUUCUGCUUUUGGUGAAUUGAAUACAAGUACCGAAAUUAGAAAGAUGUGGGUGUGAAGAUUAGGAGAACAGUCAAAAGAAAUGGCAAUGCAUAGUUCUGCAAACAUAUUCAUGUUUCUUAUUUUUAUUUUUUUUGGUUAUAAGAAAUAUUUGAAGAUGAGAAGUUCAGGAAGUGGAAGUAAGUUAUUUGCUUGACCAAAUUAUUUUAACUGAUAAAGCUAAAAUAAUUUGUAUUACAGUCUACAGUGAUCAGUCCAUAAAUGUUGGAUGAAUGACAUAGUUCUGUUCCAGGCCUAGUAUUUCAUUCACAUUUCUUGAUAAACUUGUUUGGAGACUUUUUCUUAGUCUCCAGCACCAGUUUAUCCAGAUGAUCUUGAAUGUUUUUAUCCCCCUACAAGUAUAUGUAGAACACCAUAUGAGAAAGCACAGAGGAAGGUUGCGAUCUUCUUGAUUAUAUGUUAAACUGUCUUUGCAUUACUUGAAAAUCAUCUUGAGUGAUUGGCUGUGUGAAAGUUAAAAACUGACCCAUGGUCAUUACCACACAAUCGUGUUGAUGGAGAUAGUAGAUAUCUGAAACAUCAGAUUUCAGUACAUUCAUUUCAUGUUUUGCUGCUUCAGAGUUCCACUUUUGCAAUGUUUCAUUGGUGACAUGUUUAAACUGGCAGCAGUUGCAGCUUCCUUUAGUCUGAUGUGGAAAUGUCAUUAAAUUUUAGUGAUUAAAAAAAAACUUUUUGGUUGAUUUAACCCUACAAUGUAAAAACAGCUGUCCCGCUACACACCAUGUAGGUCAUUUGGAGGGAGUGGAGGUGUAGCUCCUACUCUUUCUUGACCUCAGCAUUAGAUGGGGAUGAGUGGUCAGUAUAACUCCCAGCCACGCUUUACCCCCGGGAAAGGACCCUGGUACCCAUUGGAUAGGAGGCUGGGUGGACCCCAGAGCCGGUGUGGAUGCAGAGGCUAGCGUAAACCCUACAAUGUACAAUAUUGAAAAUCAUGCUUCAUUUUGUUGAUGCUUCUCGCCUCUUUAUAGGUCCUAAGAUGAUACUGUGUCAUUUAAAUAUUGACUGGCUAUAGAAAAAAAGAAUAAAAGAAAUAAUAAUGUCCUGUUAUGUUAUGCUUGGUCAAUUUGCUUUUCAUUAAUUGUGACCCAAGAUAGAAAAGGAACUCUGCUUCUAUUCCUUUAGUGCAUGAUCUUGUCAUCUUAUUAUUUAAUAUAGUACUUGAUAAAUUUGUAGAUGAAAUGAAGCAGGUAAAGGUGCGAGGAAGAUUUAGAUGUAAGUUUGAAUGCACUUGUUCACAUUUUGUGUCCAGGCUUUUUGUAGUGAUGGGCAUGAUAUAAGAAAGAGGAAACUGAAAACUAUAAUUUGCUUAAGUAUGAUUCAGAGAAAGGGUAAAAUGAAUAUUCAUUUAAAGUGGAAAUGUCAUCAUCAGAAGAAGAUGAACCAUUUUUAGGCAGCUCCCUAUUGCUUAGUCUCUACUACUUGACUUGGGAUUUCUUUCUUUGUAUUUAAAGAAAUAUUAUGAAUAUAAGAGCAGUAAUCCAGAGACCUGAUAUUAAUGUUACUGAUUUUGGAAACUUGCUCUGAAAUCUUGAUAACAUUAACAAUCAUGUUUUAUUUACAUAAAAGAGAGUAGUUAUUCCAAUUUAAUCCUGUGUUAAGAGAAGUCUUCACUCACGUAUUUAUUUCUUUAUACCCCCACAUGUUGUUUUAUUGUAAAAUAGUUUUACUUGAUUGUUUAAUUCAAUGAUGUGGGCAGAAAUUAACAUGUUUGCGCUGAGUUUGGUUUGUUAUUAAUUAACUUGAACAUAUAUCUCAUUUAGUUAGUGACAAUAUUUAAAUGAUUGGGUAAAUGGGGCAAACUUCUUGCAUUGUAAUUAUUUGCUUUAUUUUAUUUUUAUUAUAUUUUUAUCCAUGAUAUAGUUCUUACAUUAUUCUUGGACAAAUCAUUAAUAGUGCCAUGCAUGUAAAAAUAAUGUUUCAGUGUCUCUGAACAGUUAACCAGGCUUAUGGUCAAUGUACUGCACUUAGUUUGGAUAAGAUUAAUUAAUUACAUCUAUAUGUCAGACUAAAAAUAUUAGAGCAGCAUUUAUUACCAUGUACCUCAAACAAUGCUAAAACAUUUCUCAUAAAACACUAAGUUUGGGGUGCUGUGAAUAAACCUAAAUGUUAAUUUUAAGUUUCUUAAUCAUUUGUGGUCUGCUGGUUGCUUUGUUGCUCAGCUGUAAUGUUCUUAGUUGGAACCUAAUAACAUGAUAUUGAAGUAAUUUCUUCACAUCCAAAAACAUAGACAGCAGUACUGUAAAUUAUAAUGGCUCUGUUUAAUUUUCAAUAAUCUUAAUGCAUUUUGAAGGGUAUGGGUUAGGAAACUGAAAAAGAAAUCUGAAAUGGAAAACAUUAUUUCAAAGGAAGUUCUAGAGCUAAUGACACAUAAUUUGUAAGUAAACUGAUUAUAGUAUAUUGGCUAUUACAGUGCUUUAAAUUGGAGAAUGCGUAAAGCAUUUAUGAAUUUGAGAAAGGUACAAACAAACCCCAUGUUUUCCACUUUCCGUGUUCUGUAGAGUGCAAGCAAAUCUUCACUCUCUUGAGGACUGUAAGCUUCUGAUAUGUACAGGGGACUGAUUACACCAAGUGCCAGUUAAUUUUCUUCUUUGUCUUGACGUUCUCACCGAAAGCUUGUAUGUUAUUUUGAGAGGAAAGAAACUCACUCUGGCAGUGUUUUUUGGCCCCUUAAAGAUCACUCAAAAUUUUCAGGUUUUUAUCAUAAAAUCUGAACAGUAUUUAUCUAAUACAUUGUUGAAGUUACUGUGUCUAUAAACAAAGAUAUAUUUUGUGUCCAUUUUUAUCAGAAAGGAAAUUUUUUGAUGCUAGUAUUUUUUAUGACAUUUUCAGAUGAAGCUUUGAAUUAAUGCAGUUUAUACAAGUAAAGUUUAUUGUACAAAUCUUAAAUAUAGACUGAUAUAUAUCGUGCCCACCACUCUGCAUGUCAAUACACUGCUGAUAUGCAGUGAAAACAAUUUCAUUAUGGCUACAAAAUUGAAAGGUUUUAUAUGCAUGAAGGAUAUACAUGUAAAUGUCUUGAAACAGGAUUUCAGUUUAGCUUGUUAUAUGUAUGUGUGAAAUGAAGGCAAAUUAGAGUAAAGCACUGAGUUUAAAAUAUUGUUAAUAAAAUAUAAGAACUAAGAUAAAUCAUAUUCUUCUUGGGAAAAGUCAUUGACUGAAUUUUGAUGUAUGGUAGAUUAUACAUAUUGAACUAAAGACUACUUGCUAAACAGAGUUUCAGUAUGUUUGAUUAUGGUAUUUAUACUGACAAAAAACAGAUAUUAGUGUAUAUGAAGAGAGUACGAGUAAGCAGUAGUAUACGUAAUUAUUUGGCUCUCUUGGGUAUUGUAUGUAAAAUAGUAGUGUCAUUUGCUAAUCAGUAGUGAACAGGUACUUCCAUUAUACUUUGAGAAGUAACAUUUACAGUUGCAGAUUUUUCACCCACAAACACAUAAAACGAUUUGAACUGUACAGCAGAUUUAAAGCAAAUUGAAUUGAAAAUGGAUUGCCUUAAAUCAUCAAUUUUCAAUGUUUCAUGGUCUUAAUAUAUGUGUACUGAACUGAUUACAUUGUGUAGAAUGAAAUGCUUGUCUGUGAAUUACUUGCUGUGAAAAAAGAAAGUGUGACUUGCCUAAUAUUUUAGAGCUCUGCUCGAGUUAAAUUUUUGAAUCAACCUUCUGCAGUCAGCAACAUAAUAAGACAUAUUGUACUUCAGUGCAGUACUGUUAUGGGUUUACAGCACUGUAAUGGUUAUUUUAGUGCAAAUGUGUAAAAUACUGUAUUUUCUUAACUUCAAAUGGUUUUCAUUCAUGUAUCAAAUAUCACUUAUGAAGACAUAUUAGUUACAAAUUUAGCAUGAAUCAGUUAACUGUGUGUAAUGUUUACUGCAGUGCAGUAUAAAGAACAUCUGUUUGUAACUUUCAUUAGGAAAAAGAGGAAAAUGUUGGUAUCACAUGGGUUUAACACUUUUCUGGCCUGUUAAUGACAUAACAGUUUUAGCAAUUCACCUUAUUUUUACCGUAGGAUUCUGUAACACUUGUUUAAAGAACUUGCAUUGUGCACACUGAAUUUUGUUAGAUUUUAUGCCACACUGAGGUCUGUGUUAAAGCGAUGCAAUACUGGUAAGUAAGCAAUAGUUUCCUUCUUAUUUUGAUAAUAUUAAACACAUGGUAGCUUGGUUUACACUUCAGUUUUGUAGCUGAAAUAUGGUUCUGAGCAAUGCAAUGUAUGUACAGAUUAUAGUAUCACAUUUCCUAGUUAAGAAUCCAUUCUUAAUCUUUGUUGUUUUGGCAUACUUUCUGACUUAUUGGGUGUGCUCAUGAAUAUAUGAGAGAAUGCUUUCAACAAACAGUUAAAUGUAUUCAUGGCUACAAUUUAAGAUGUAAUUUUAGUUGAUUUUGAUAUAAAGAUAUUUUGACUCAG
Molecule: messenger RNA, 6187 nt
Organism: Zootermopsis nevadensis
Lineage: Eukaryota; Metazoa; Arthropoda; Insecta; Blattodea; Termopsidae
Source: RefSeq, a predicted model, not a curated record